ACUGCGACAAGUCCGGCUCUGUCACGGAACACACCUGGAGAGAUCGGUGCGAUUGUCGAGCCGGUCUAUGAGAGUUUGCGAUUGUUUUUUUAAAAAUUUAUUUUGUGUUAAAUCUUACUAAUAGGCUAUGGAGCAGGAAGCUGUAUCUGAUACCGAUGUUCGGGUACAAGACAUGGCGCAUCUGGAUCUUCAAGGAACGUCUGUGGACUUUGCUGCGACAGAUACUAAAGUGAACGGUGAAGAGGAUAGGAAAUCCAAAACAUCAGACGAACCAGUGAUUGAAGAAUCAGAUAAAGGACAAACUCUCAACAAGGACGAAAACCGUUGCCUGACUGGACUAGAAGAAACGCCUAGUGGAGGUUCAGAAUCGAUUGUUACCAAUGAAGAACAAGUGGGAACCGUGAAUGAAACCGAAAGUACAGCCGGGGAAGUAAACGAACAGACUGGAUAUACAGAAGCCGAACAGAAAGACAUCGUAUCCGGUGAAACAGAGCUUGAAGGGCCACAAGACGGAUAUGUCGAAUCUAAUCCAGAACUUCUUGAAGCUGAAGUAGGAACUGGAUCUGACACGGAUGUAGCUGACGUGAGGAAAGAAGAAUAUUCUGAAUCGGAAGGUUCCGCGACUGUAGACAACAAAUCAACUGACUUUGAGGCUGAGAUUGAAGUGGAAGUCUCUGGAGAGACAGUCGAACAAAGUGGAGAAUGUGAAGCGAAUAAGAACGAGGAAGAACCUCUGUCAGAAAGUGUGCUUCCGGGGGACCAGGGAGUUAUCCUUACGGACGAGCCUCAUCCCGAAGUGUCCGACGACAAAGACCGAGAUUCUCCGGUCGAUCAGUCAGAAUUACGAAGCAGCCCGAUCAUGGAAACCGAGAGCCGACCCCCAGCGUCUUGUAAAUUUAGAUAUGCCAAAACCAUCCCUACAGAUACGUCCAGCGUCAUCUUCUACACUUCAUACAAUCCUAAAGAACCGAUUGUUCUGACAUGGUCUGAUGCUGCCGCUGCCUAUCUGUCGCAGGAGAUGACAGUCGACUGUGGAGAUUUCCAUGGUAAUGUGCUGAUCAGUGGCAAGACUCACCCGGUGGAGGAGUUUUCAGUGCGGUCCUACACCUUUGAGAUUGAUUUGUAUUUAUCUGAUGAUGUUAUUGAGGAUGAAGUAGGAGCUAAUGAAACACAAGCUCAGGAAGAAGAAUUCCAAAGAAGUCUCCAACCUCAAGGUGUUGAUACGUUCCGAGACAUAAAUUCAGAUCUUGCUGCCUUGGGCAAGAUGGACAGCACCAGUUCGAAUAGUAUCCACUUGUCAUCAAAGUAUGAAGACCUUGUGAGGCAGCAGCUAUCACAUAAGGAGAGUUUGAGCACUAGUCUGGAAAAUGAGUUAGACUCCAUUCAUCAUUCAGCAAGUAGUUCCAAGAGGCAGACACCCAUUGGCGAUAUCGUACAAGAACAUGAGUCCAUUCCCAGACCUGAUCAUUCAUCGCACAGUUCUGCCAGACACACACCACAACGUGAUGUGGUUGAAACAUUUGAGGCCAGAGAGACACUGUUAGACUCAUCACCAGUCAGAUCAUUACACAGUUCCACCCGGACAACUCCACAGCCAGAAGUGGUAGAAGAUGUUCAUAAAUUUUCUUACCUUCAGACAUCAUCGAGGCCAGUCAGCGAGCAUUCUGGAAGUUUCCACGGCUCCAACCGAGUUUCUCCUUACAUAGAUACAACGAAAGAGUUUGAAAACCAAAGAUUUAUUGAAGGACAAGAUCAGAGAUCACUGGACAGUUUACAGAGACAGAGUCCAGCAGAUGAAAGAAGAUCUAUGUCUUCUCACAGCUCGGCUAGACAGACACCCGAAAGACAAAUUAAUGAUAUAGUCGGUAGAACAUCUCAAAUGUCGCGCCACACUCCAGAAGCUAUAGCUGAUGUUAUGGAGACUGAAAGAAACAUCAGUCCACACAGAUCACCACACAGUUCCUUAAGAACCACACCAAAGAAAGAGCUUUCGAGAGAGGAUCUCGUGUCCCCAGCUCAUUCUCAGAGGCAGAGUCCUGCAAGGGAGGUCAUUUCGGAUGUAUUGAGAAGUACUGGAAGUCAGGAGAGGUUGUACGAACCUCACGAUGGCUCCAGAACAGGAUCCAGACCCUCCAGUUCCAACAGCAGCAGACUCAGUGCUUCCAGUCACCAGCAGAGCAUGACCAGUGAGCAGGAGCUGUCGCAAUAUCUGGACGAGCCUGGUAAUCGUGGUGGAGAGAUGUCGCGAAGAGCGGCAUCAUUGACUGGCCUGAACAAGGUGGAGCCUCUUCUUCCUCCCCUAGGAUCACUAGGUACAAGCAGUGUGCCACCUCUGACUGGGAAGAGGAUCACGACUCCAGACAAUCAUAUCAGAGUACCUGCCAGCGGUUCCCCUGCCGUACGCAGUCCUCUUGUUACAGGCAGGGCAUCUACUUUGUCAAACGACUCUCGUGUGAGCAACAGGACGAUAACGCCAGUGACAGCAGAAAGUGGGACAAGGGAGGAAUCAAGGAGGCUGCAGGAUCUGGAAGACAGUAUAGUGACGCUGAGAAAACUCUUGAGCAGUCGGGAAGCUGAGGUGUUUCAACUGACUGACCAAAUGCGAGACUUGCGUGACAUCAAUCGGUCUCUCGGUCAGGAACUUGAGCACUCCAAGAAACUGGCUGGAUCAUUUGAUAACAGAGAGCUUGAGAAAGAAGUUGCUCAGCUUCAAACAGAAAAGGAGAUCCUUGCCAAGGAAGUUGUCAAACUACAGGAAAAACUGAAGCUGAAGACUGGUGAGACUGCUGGUCUGGACAACUACAGUCCACACAACCCAGUAGUCUUGCAGAGAAAGAUAGCUGAUCUGGAAGGACAUAUUCAAGAUAUGCAAGAGGUGAAUGAAACGGCCGUCGCAAAACUAACCAAGGCUGAAAGACAGGUGCGCGAACUGAUGGCAGAAAAUGAAAACUUGCGAAGCUCGCGGUCCCUAGCACUUCAGGAUUUGGAGGAUGACAAUAGAAGACUCAAAGUGAAGAUACAAGAGCUGAAGGGAGGAGAAGCAGAUUUCAGAUCCCAGAGUGAGAUACAGCAACUAAAAGACGAUUUUCAUUUAACCCGUGAUCGUAAUUAUGGCUUGAAUGAGGAAAACAGCCAUUGGAAACAAGAAGUAGGUGAUAUAAGACAUGGAUUGCAGAGCCUGGACAGACAGGUUCAUACAUCGUACCCUGCAAGAUCGAGUCUUGAGAGAGAUCGACAGUUGACUCACUCUGAGAUCAGACAGAGUACAGGUCGGGAGCUCGGACAUUCUUCCGAUAUCAGAAGCAGUGCUGUUAGAGACCGACAUCUAUUGCAAGACAGUGACAUAGGAUAUGGAAGGGAUGAAUUUUACCAGAAAAAUCCUCCAAUGAGACACACACCUGAGAGGUUUGCUCUUACCAAAGAGAACAUUUCCUCCUUGGAGCAGAGUUAUGGCUCAGAUCGAGGAAGAGACAAAAGCUACAGACAGGACGGGUCAUACUUGGACAAGUACAGAAUUCACGGGUCAAGUCAUGAACGAACAAAAUCAGAACAACCCAGUAGUGGGUAUCUGCAUUCAAGUCGUCCUUUACCGGAUGGUGAGGUGUCAGAGAAAAUAGUUCAGGAUGGACUAAAACCAAGCAGAAGACCAUAUGAAAGACUUGUUAAUGACCCUUCUGGUCAGCGAAAGGAGGACUUUUCACGGGGUAGUAAAAUUGAUCAAGAUAGGAGGGACUAUUCAGUGAGGCCAACUUUGAGAAGUGCACCUUUUAAUUCUAGAGAUAUCUACCGUUCUGUCCGAGAAAGAAGUCACAGUGAAAGUCAGAAUGAGACGAGGAGACUAAACACACCACAUGGAGAUGACAUUAUGUCGGCAGCCAUUGGUAGAGAAACUUAUCCAUAUCAAUCUUCAUAUUAUUACCGCUCAAAACAGGACGAUGAGCUCCAAAGACAUUACAGUGAGUCGUCGGGAUAUUUGGUUGAUGGCUAUGCUAGAAAGUGUGGUGAUGUGGGCAUCAGUAGCAGAAAUCUUCAAGAUACCAAUUUAGAAUAUGCACAAGCAGAUUUUGAUGCUCGGCGGAAGCCGUACCAAGACGACCCAGGAGAAAUCAGCGACACGGCUACUGACAUUCUGCUUCGUGGUGAAGUGGUCGACAAGAAGUUGUCCCGCUCGAAGAACUGGCGCCGACGUCGUUCGGUGGAUUCUGACUCCGUCUCGUCUCUUAGUGAUCCCAGUGAUGAGAUCACCUCGUCUCGCCAGAGGUCCAAGUCCGUCGAUGCUAGAGAAGGCUGGAGAAACAAGAGACAAUCGACAGAAAAUUCUGGCCUGUCUUUGCCAUCCACCCAGCAUCAACUGUCGGCCAGUACAGAGAGACUUGCUUCUACAAGUGGAUCACAUGGAAGUGCUGGCUUUAGAACUGUGACCGCCAACCAGCUGAUAACUCAGCACAACAAACACUCCCUGAGUAACACAUCUCUCAACAGUUCACUGACUUUCGGAUUGAAGCCGUUUGCUCCACGCACACCUGCUGACAUAAAGACUGGUGAUGUGGUCAAGUUUUCUAGACAGGGAGGCAAGCUGAGUCAGGGAACAGUGAAAUAUGUCGGUCAUCUGCCAGGGAGAAGUGAUGCUUACCUCGGGGUGGAGCUCCACAAAGAAGAAGGCAAGCAUGAUGGAAUGUUUGACGGGAUUCGUUACUUUAAAUGCAAACCAAACAAAGGCGUAUUUGUAGCCUUCAACAAAGUGGUGAUGGCGUGGGGACUUUGAUUGACGACUGGUGCAAGAAAAAAACAAGACGUUUUAAAUAUACUCUUCAAAAAAAGUAGGGGAACUCUAAUAAGAAUUUACAAUUGCCAAAAUUGUAAGGUAUAUUAGCUGUGGGGAAUGAUUAUAUGAUAAUAGUGAA
Gigantopelta aegis is the source of this 4904-nucleotide messenger RNA. RefSeq lists its product as uncharacterized. The coding region runs from base 128 to 4765 and encodes 1545 amino acids. NCBI's taxonomy places the organism in Eukaryota, Metazoa, Mollusca, Gastropoda, Neomphalida, Peltospiridae. The record is from RefSeq and is a predicted model, not a curated record. The transcript is spliced from 16 exons.